Molecule: messenger RNA, 1773 nt
Organism: Umbelopsis ramanniana AG
Lineage: Eukaryota; Fungi; Mucoromycota; Umbelopsidomycetes; Umbelopsidales; Umbelopsidaceae
Exons: 9
Coding region: 90-1652 (520 amino acids)
Biological process (GO): regulation of cell cycle
Source: RefSeq, a predicted model, not a curated record
UGGUUGUCGACUGUCUCAAAUUCAACCUUUCCACCACCUUGUUUCAUAUUGGCGGAAAAGAAUAUAGUAAUAAUAAAAAAGACUGUUCAAUGAGCACGGCACAUCGCACCUCCAGGAGGGAGACCGCACGACAAGCAGCCUUUACGUUUUUGUCCAAUAUCGCCUUGGGAAGCGAAGUGGAUCGAUCUCAAGUACGGAACGAUCUCAGUGACAGCACUGACGCAUUAUCAGACCCAAAGUCUAAAAAUUUCGCAAACUCAAGACCUCUGGAAGCCAAUACUUCUCAGAUCAGUGAACGUUCGGGUAACGCUAUCGGAACAUCUUUUGACGGUCAUUCUAGUCUGAAUUCGACACAUGCGGCAAAACGAGGUCCUGAUUUGAAGGUCGACACCAGUCGACGGGAAAACAUGGACACUUUAUUACGGAAACAAUCCUCUCCAGGUGUACAAGAAGAUUGGUCGGAAUCCCCUUUGGACCUUCGUUUGAGAGAUGCUGGUCAAUCAGCAAACGGAGGAAACAAGUCAUUGCAUUCGGUGGAUAGCUCUUUGUCGGACGGCGAUAUUGAUGAUACCGCUCUUUCACGGAGUGGACAACUGUCAGGUCCAGCUUCCGCGGUGUUAACAGCCAGCGAAACAAACGCCACUAGCCUGUUAAGCAAGCAACUUGAGAGUCGACCAGAGGCAUUCAUCAACCACAAUUAUGGAGGGCCAUAUGGUCGGCGGAUGAAAAGUGACAACUUUGAAGACAAUGAUGGUCAUCACCACAAAUUGACUAGAGAAGACAACUCAAAACCCAUCGCUUCAGAAAAGAUAAAAAAGAAGCACGUAGAGCGUGAGCAACAUACUGGAUUGGGCAUCCUCUCAGCCUUUAGAUACUACAGUGACAAAAUUCGCCAAUCAGCCAUCAAGCGGAGAGGUGAAGCUACGUCAAAUACUGGAUAUGUUCAACAACAAAUUGCAAAUCACGAUCAUCAACGACGGAGACCUGCACAGUCGUUUGGCCAUUUUCUGGAUCCAUGUGGAUCAUUACAACCCGAAGAAAUUGUUCAAGAGCAAUUGUUACCGUCUGCAUAUGAUCCCUACUUUCUGGAGAACGAACUGUAUUCUCCAGACCGCAUCAAACCUGGCGGUUCGUCGCAUGGAACAAGCACGCAGCUUCGUCCAGCGGAUGUAAAACGAGAGUUGAACGAAAUGUUCCGAUCUGAGCACCCGGAAAUACCAGUAGAGAUAACCUUGAGUAAGAUCAGGGCGAUCAAAUUGCAUCUGCUCGAGGUUGGCAAGGAACUUGAUUUAGAAGUGUCUAGUGUUGCCCACGCAUAUGUCUACUUCGAAAAGCUUGUCGUCAAGAAUAUCAUCACCAAAAAGAACAGAAAGCUCAUUGCUGGCUGUUGUCUUUUCCUGGCCGUUAAAGUGAACGAACCGAAAGGAUCCAGGCUCCAGCCCCUGCUUGAUGCAAUUGACGACGAGUUAGAUAUCGACUCUGAGGAAAUUCUGGAGCACGAGUUCGCCGUGUUUGCUGAUCUCGAAUUCAACUUGUAUGUUCCAAGGCGGGAAUUUAUGCCACACUUUGAACGGAUAUGUUGCGAAUUAGAAUUGAAAAGCAUAGAAGCAUAUCUAGGCGACCUCAACUUUUUUGCAGCAGAUACCAAAUAAUGUUUUUCGUAUGAUUGCUCCGUCUGUUGACAGCACGUACAAUAUGUAAAUCACGUAAAAAAUAUAUAUAUAAAAAUGAUAAAGCCUGUGGCUCCUUGUCAGAAAGUUGGGUUUAAAUGUC